Messenger RNA from Synchiropus splendidus (mandarinfish), 3030 nucleotides. RefSeq names its product BEN domain-containing protein 4. The transcript has 6 exons. The coding region runs from base 74 to 1678 and encodes 534 amino acids. The record is from RefSeq and is a predicted model, not a curated record. Gene Ontology annotation, molecular function: DNA binding. Lineage: Eukaryota; Metazoa; Chordata; Actinopteri; Syngnathiformes; Callionymidae.
GGGGAAGCGGAGCCAGACAGUGACGGAUCUGAUCACUGGAACACGCUCACCUGGCCUGCACCUGGAAGGCACCAUGGAGAGAGGGAUGCAGCCGGCAGACGAAGGGCCGUUCCGGCAGCAGCAGCGCGCUCCUCACUCCAGCCUCAAGCCCUUCCAGAGCCGCCGCUCCGCCGACAAGUGUCGUUUUGACAGGUUCUCUCCGACAGAAGUGCCACUGUUUGGAGACGGACGUCACUUGUCGUUUCAGCCCGGGCAUCCUUAUCCCCACCAGCAGCAGCAGCAGCAGCAGCAGAGCAUCAGCAGCAGCGAGCAGCAGGGCUUCCCCGGUGACAGCAGGCCCAGCAGCCGGGUCCCCACUUCCACCUCCGCGGUGGUGGCGGCGACGCUCGGUUCCCUGCAGAGGCGCACCAGCGGCGGCGCGGCGGAGCUCCGCUUCUCCCCUGGCAGAGCCGGUGUGAACCAAGACUCUCCUGACUGCACGUACACUAUCAGCUCAGAGAACCGACUCAUCUUAGAUGCCUUCGCGCAGCAGUGCAGCCGAGUCCUUGGUCUUCUCAACAAUGGCCGGCUGCUGGGUCCGUCGUCAGCCUCCAACAUCAAACUAGAGGGCCAGUUCACAGAGGAUGCGGGGCCUCACGGCUCCUCCAUGGAAGUCUCCAAACACAGAGAGAGCUCCUCUGGCUCAGAUCAACAGGAGGAGGCCCAGCCAAGCCACCUGAACCAACAGCAGACUUCUGCCAUUCUCCAAAUCUUCACAGACUCCCUGCAAAACUAUCUCCUUUCAGGGACUCAGCAGCGGGUGGCGGCAGGGCCUGAAAAUGGGCCCUGUCAGUCAGUAGAGCCUGGUUCAGGGGUGUCUCCUCAAAGACACAAUCUUGGAGGUUGGGGCUCCCCGACCCCGUCCGACUCUUAUGGCCACCCUUCUUCGACGUUUCCAGAAGAGGAAGAGGAGGAGGAAAGCUGCUGUCCACGCUGCCUGGAGCUGGAGCAGGAAGUUCUGUCUCUGCAGCAGGAGAACGAGGAACUCCGGAACAAGCUGGAGAACAUCCCAGUUCCCUGCCAGAAUGUGCUCGACUACUUCAGGACUAUUCUUGAGUUUCAUAAUCAACUUGCGGCACCAGUGCCAGAGGAGCAGUUCACAGAGGAGGAAGAACAACAAACUGUGUUUGAGUCUCGGUCCUCACCUGUGCAGGGAAGCAAGCAGCUUCUGGAGAACUACCCUCUCUUCAUCACCAACAAACAAUGGGAUGAGGCCGUCAACUCUUCCAAGAAAGAUGGCCGACGGCUGCUGCGCUACCUGAUCCGCUACGUUUUCACCACCGACGAGCUCAAGUUCUCCUGCGGUCUGGGCAAACGGAAACGCUCGGCCCACUCCGCUGAGCCGGGCCUGGAGAGACGGCCGCUCAACCCGGUCAAAGUCAGCUGCCUCAGAGAGUUCAUCCGGAUGCACUGUGCCUCUAACCCAGACUGGUGGAUGCCGUCAGAGGAGCAGAUCAACAAGGUCUUUAGCGACGCAGUGGGCCACGCCCGCCAGGGCCGCGCUGUCGCCACCUUCCUGUGCAGCAGCGGCAGCAGCACCAGCAGCCUCUACAUGGACAGCUACGAAGGACACCUGUCACAGGAUGAGCUCUUUCAAAAAGGCUGCCUGAACGGACAGUCUGACGAAAACGAGGUCUAGGACGAGUCGCGAGCUAUUCCAAAACACACCGACCAAAUCGACAUUCCAUGGAACUAAUGUUUUGACCCGAGAAAUGUUUUUUGUGUUCCACUGUUAGUCUGGCAUUUAGGGUCGCUAAAAUUAUACCUCAACUAUGUAAAUGAAAACGUCGCGCUUUUCUAAAGGUUCGUCUCCAGAAACCCAUUUGAAUUGAAUUUGAAUCUCAGAAUAAGUUUAACUUAACCUGCUUUCCACCAAGAGUUGUUUUUUUUUACAUGCUUCCAAAGGAACAGUUAAAUACAGAUGAUAGUUCAAUCAGAUAUGAUGCUUCACCUUUUCCACAUUUUUUUUCUCGACUGUCUCAUUCCAAAUGGAUUGAAGUGAGGUGUUUCUUCACUCAAAUCUCUACACACAGUUCUGACAAGGUGAAAAAGGUUUCCUGUCAAGAUGAACCAUCACUCCAGAGUGAAGUCGGAAGCACCCCGGGAAAGGUUUUUAUUCGAGAUGCUGCAUUUAUCGCUCCAUCUGCUCUGACUGGUCUCCCACUUCAGGCGGCUGAAAAGCAGCUCUGGAUCCACAUGGCUGACUGAGGCUGCGACCACUCAGUUUUAGCUCGAGCAAGGCUCCAAAUUUCUCCCAUUCAUACUGGACGCCACCAUGCUACAGUAUACCCGUCCACAGAUGAGUGCCUUGAGACAAGCUGUGGAAACAUCUCAGGGAUGAUCAGUUUACUCAAUUCAUAAACAUGAAAAUAAAAUAAAAUGAGGACUGUGCGUAGAAUUAACAGGAACACAAUGACUUGAUUCCAAUUUAUCAAAAAUGUGGAAAAAGUGAAUCACACAGUACAUACUCUUACAUACUUUUAUUUUUUUUACCAUUUAUUUUUAAUCACCAAGUCGACUCAUUUUUAAUUUAAGCAUCUACUGUAUUCUCUACAGAAAUGCCUUAAACCUAAUGAACAACUUCUGACAAGUCACUUCCCAACUCAACUCAACAUUUAUUAGCCUUAUUUUCUCACACAAACGGCACUUUCAUAACAUAAAUAAACAUAAAUUGACUUAGUCAGAUGCUCAAUUCCUAUGUAUUUAUUUGGUCCAUCAGUUCCCAUGUUUCCAAACGUGCCGGAUCUUAGAGGCCUGUUGUCGUGUCAAACUAUUGUAAGUGUGUAAUAAAGUUCAUUGUGAGUGUCCGCUCUUAAAAAAAGCCAAGUAGAAAAGUGCCGCAGAAACCUCCCGCUGCUGGAUUCUGUUGUCGUGUCCUGUUCUGAAUGUUUGUAUUUGCCCACCAGGUGACUGUAACCAACACUGUGAAGCAUCAGUCUGUUCUUUUAUAUAUCAGCGUCUCCAUUUUUAUAAUAAAGCAAACCGCUUGAA